This is a messenger RNA of Lingula anatina, 1684 nucleotides long. RefSeq lists its product as uncharacterized. Lineage: Eukaryota; Metazoa; Brachiopoda; Lingulata; Lingulida; Lingulidae. Gene Ontology annotation, cellular component: cytoplasm. The record is from RefSeq and is a predicted model, not a curated record.
GAUGAUCGACAGGUGGUGUUUAGUAACGAAAGCGAGACUUGUCAAGACAGGACGGCCGCUUUCUUUUACUCAUUUUUCCAGAACGCGGUACAGAUACAUCUACGGGCAUAGGAUCAAAUUUCAAGAAAACAGUGGAUGAAUUCUGACUUAACAUUAAAAUUCAAGGAUAUUGGCAAAGGGAUUGCUUCAUUUUAUGCGUAAUGGCAGAAGGAGGCAAGAAGAGCACAUCAGAUUUGCGAGUGGUGAUCUGUGGGGGAGGAAUUAUUGGGGUUUCCAUUGCCUACUAUCUGGCUGAGAAGGGAGUAGCAGCCACCAUUAUUGAGAGGAGAUCAGUGGCAUGUGCGGCCUCUGGAAGAGCUGGAGGAUUUUUGGCUAAGAAUUGGUGUGAUCAUAAUGAGCUCGGCCAUUUGGCAAGAAAAAGCUUUGAGAUGCACAAGGAGCUGGCAGAGAAGUUUGGUGCUAGUAAGAUAGACUACAGGCUGCUGGACACCUUUCAAGUGGACUCCCUGGAGGGAUUCCAUAGUGACUCGGAUAGUGGCAAGCCAGACUGGAUAGAUGGGUGUGUCACCAGUGUGGCCACAUUGGGGAAUACCUCUACUACAGCACAGGUUCAUCCCUACAAAUUAACACAUGCUAUGUUAGAAGAGGCCCAAAAGAAGGGAGUAAAAUUGAUCAAGGGAGCUGUUGAAGGAAUCAAGUCAACACAUGAUAAACGUCCCAAAGUCCAGGGGGUAAAAAUUGCUGACCAAGAAGAGCCUAUCCCAUGUGACAUUGUUGUCAUAGCGAUGGGACCAUGGUCCCAUAUGGCCAGUCAGUGGUUUGCCCGGCUGCCUAAGGUGAAAGGCCAUAGAGCCCACAGCAUAAUGGUGAAACCCCCUACCCCCUUCCCAGCACACGCCUGCUUCAUAGAGCAUCGCUUGAAAAACGGGAUCACCAGAUCACCUGAGAUUUAUUGUCGUCCUGAUGGGGAAGUGUACAUCUGUGGCUUAGGCGAUGACCCAGAGCUUCCUGAUAACCCAGAAGAUGUUAAACCAGACCCAGAGACUGGAGAAAAACUGCUAGGGAUAGUGGGUGAGAUUUCGACGAAACUCGGCCAAGCUGAUAUCCAGAGGAAGUCUGCGUGCUUCUAUCCAGUGUCACCAGAUGGCACCCCGCUCAUUGGGAAGAUUACGACUGCUGAGGGAGCAUACAUUGCUACUGGACAUAGUUGCUGGGGUAUACUAAAUGCUCCUGUUACUGGUGCUGCCAUGGCAGAGUUGAUUGUUGAUGGGCAGGCAUCAAUUGUUGAUCUUAAAGAGUUUAGCCCAAAGAGGUUUUGGGAAAUGGGGUGGUAUUAGUUUAUAGCUUAUAGUAUAGAACACAUCUACUGUAUAUCCUCUUGCAUUUGUUAACUGAGCUUUCUUAGUAAACAGGACUGCAAAUGCCAUUUAUUAAUGGUCUUUGGUGGUGCCAUGGGGAUAGAAGCCCCGGGCCUAUUCUGGAGACCAGCACUAUGGCACUUUAUUCACUGGGUUGGUAUUUGUUUAUUUAUGUUUAUUUUCAUUAAUUAUGCAUAUGGUGUUCUAUGCAGAAAGUUUCAAGUUUGUUUAGUUAUAGGUAAUAAUUUUGUAUUAUUAUUAUUUAUAUUGUUUUUUAUUAUUUGUUAGAUAUUAAUUUUAUACUUAUUUGCUGAACACUGCUCAUU